AUGUCGACGCUUGAGCAGACCAUCCGCAACACCGUCCAGGAGUUCAUCAAGAGCUACGCGGACGCGACCAAGGAGAAGAAGCCCCACCUAGUCUCCAGGUGCUGCGCCGACGACUGCAAGCGUCAUAUCGGACCUCCCGCCUUCCUCGCGCACGUCGGUGCGCCGCCCAACCUCACUAUGACCAAUGCCCAGUACGAGGCCGAGUUUGGCGAGCUAUCCCUCUACACGAUCACUUCCUUCAAAGUCAACAACAUCACCGUCGACGCGCCGAACCUGAAGGCAGCCGCGUGGUCGACCCUGUACUGCGACUUUAUCGACGGGUCCAAGCAUGAUCGGACGCAUGCGUGGUUCCUAGACUUCAACGAGGAUGGUACCAAGAUUGUCGAGCUCUACCAGCACAACGAUGUGCAAGAGGCUGUUGAUUUCCGGAACCUGAUCCAGUCUAUGAAGAAGGCCAGAGCGACCCAGGACUAG
This is a messenger RNA of Thyridium curvatum, 474 nucleotides long. RefSeq lists its product as uncharacterized. The transcript has a single exon. Lineage: Eukaryota; Fungi; Ascomycota; Sordariomycetes; Thyridiales; Thyridiaceae. The record is from RefSeq and is a predicted model, not a curated record. Bases 1 to 474 code for a protein of 157 amino acids.